UUGCAUAAGGAAGGCGGUAUAGCAAGUUUAAACAAUAUUUGACACGAAAUCGAAAAGUUAUUAAAGCAGCAUUCUUGAAAGCAUUCUUAAACCAUUUCCGGAUAUCUAUAAUAACGAUUAACAACUUUUUGUGUUUCGCCUAUAAUUUCAUUAACUGUUAUGUUCGCAAAAAUACAUCUGCUUACUUGAAGGAAAACUUCUAUACUUGAACCCUAAAGGUAUGGUCAGCUGUCAUACGGUGGUGCUCGGCAUUUAGCGGCCAUUUUCGACGAAUCUUCGUUUUCUGUUUACAUCGUUCAAGUUGAAGUAGCAAGUUUCGAAAAUCUUUGCUAUUUAAUAACCAAAAAUUUAACAAAUUAGCUUGAAUACUGUAUAAAAUAGUUGAAAAUGUCGCGUAGCGUUAGAGCAGAAACCCGUAGCCGAGCAAAAGAUGACAUCAAACGGGUAAUGAAUGCAGUGGAAAAAGUGAGACAUUGGGAGAAAAAAUGGGUAACUAUUGGCGAUACCACGAUGAAAAUUUACAAAUGGGUGCCAAUAUCAAAUUCAGAAAAGAAAAAAGUGAGCAGCACUAAUAAGAGUGACAAGGAAAAUUCACAGAAAGGCACGCCAACUCCACCACAAAUAACGCCCUACGCCGGUCUAACUGCGGAAGAUUCGAACACCUGUUUUUCUAUGGUGAGCGAUUCUCAAGGUGCCACCGAAUUCGUCUCUAGCAUGCCAUUUUCUGAGGACUCCAAUUCACAGGGCAGUGAGGGACCAGUGAAACGGCUAAAGACUAGUGAUUAAUCAUUUGAACCUCACUAAAUCCACUCGCAUCAGUUGCAACACACAAUCAGUCAAACUCGAAAACUAAGCAAUUUUUACGAAUGGAAAAUCAUUAACGUUAUAGAAAAAAAAGAAAAUAAUGUCUUUAACUCCAAGGGAUAUUUAACGCUAAGCAAAGCAUAAUACUUGUGCCCGGCGUAACUGCACACUGCAUAUAAAUAUACAAAAGUACUACUGCUACUAACUAUGUUUAAGCAAUUUAUAUUAAAUAAUUUUAAUUUACUUACAAAUAUGAAAUGUGCGCCUAGCUUAGUCAUCAUUAUUGUAGUAUUAAGUGGAAUACUCCUCCAACUUGUAAUUUAUGUAAUAAUCCACUUUGUCCGUGCAUUUGUGUGGAGACGAAUGGAGAAUGCGUACCAAUCUUAUUAAUAGUGUUGAUUAUAAUGAAGACAAGUCCAUUGUAUUAUUUAAUUUUUAUUUUUCCUUAGUUAAUUGUAGUGCGAGCAGACAUUUUAUUAAGGCCUGCGUAAUUUAAAUACAACAAUCAAAAAAACAAAAAAAGAAAACAAUGGCGAUAAUCGUGCACAUUGUACGGUUGACGCAAUGAGGCUGUCUGAAGGCACGUGCGUAACUUAAAAUCUAUCUAAUUCAAGUAUCUGUCAGUUAAAGAAUAUCAAUUAUUAAUUUAUUAAAGUUUGUAUUAAAGAUUUCAUUUUUGCUCUAAGAAAAAAA
This is a messenger RNA of Anastrepha ludens (Mexican fruit fly), 1497 nucleotides long. RefSeq names its product B-cell CLL/lymphoma 7 protein family member B (gene BCL7-like). The record is from RefSeq and is a predicted model, not a curated record. Lineage: Eukaryota; Metazoa; Arthropoda; Insecta; Diptera; Tephritidae. The coding region runs from base 388 to 786 and encodes 132 amino acids. The transcript has 3 exons.